Syngnathus acus (greater pipefish) is the source of this 2534-nucleotide messenger RNA. RefSeq names its product solute carrier family 25 member 10 (gene slc25a10). The record is from RefSeq and is a predicted model, not a curated record. Gene Ontology annotation, biological process: succinate transmembrane transport; malate transmembrane transport; oxaloacetate transport. Gene Ontology annotation, molecular function: sulfate transmembrane transporter activity; malate transmembrane transporter activity; antiporter activity. Gene Ontology annotation, cellular component: mitochondrial membrane. NCBI's taxonomy places the organism in Eukaryota, Metazoa, Chordata, Actinopteri, Syngnathiformes, Syngnathidae. The coding region runs from base 333 to 1193 and encodes 286 amino acids. The transcript has 11 exons.
CAGCUCCAGCUUCCACGCUGUCAAUUGGCUGCUCCGCCCCUCUGGAUUUCAGCUGCUUCCUGGAUCGCUGCACACCAGUAAUGUGCCCUGCAUGCACGCUCACUCUCGCUGUACGGCUCCAUAAAUGUGACGGGAGUGUGCGCGGUACAUCAGGAGCCAAAGUGCACAAUGUUUGAAGAUUAACGAGGUUAUCGGCGGGUCCGUGGACGUGCACCUACUACUACCACCACUAUUACCAGUGGUAGCGCAGAGUCCACCCAAGCGGACUGACGGGGAAGCAACGAAGGCUGCCACCGCUGUAGCUGCACCGUGAGACGGUACAGGACGCAGCCAUGACCGAGAAACGGAUGUCGCGGUGGUAUUUCGGCGGCUUGGCGUCCUGCGGAGCCGCCUGCUGCACGCAUCCUCUGGAUCUCCUCAAGGUGCACCUCCAAACACAACAGGAAGUAAAGAAGAGAAUGUUUGGCAUGGCUGUCCAUGUGGUGAAGAACAAUGGGGUGCUUGCUCUUUACAAUGGCCUUUCUGCCUCCCUUUGCAGACAGAUGUCCUAUUCGCUGACCAGAUUUGCCAUCUAUGAGUCUGUAAGGGACAUGCUUGGAAACAAAAGCCAGGGCCCCAUGCCUUUCUACCAAAAAGUCAUGUUGGGAGCGUUUGGAGGUUUUACUGGGGGCUUCGUUGGCACGCCAGCAGACAUGGUGAAUGUCAGGAUGCAAAAUGACAUGAAACUACCAGUUGAACUCAGGAGAAACUACAAACAUGCCAUCGAUGGGCUCUUCAGAGUCUUCAGAGAAGAGGGUGUGAGGAAGCUCUUCUCAGGUGCCACCAUGGCGUCCAGCAGAGGAGCCUUAGUCACCGUGGGACAGUUGGCAUGUUAUGACCAGGCCAAGCAGCUUGUGUUGGGAACGGGAAUGCUGGGAGAUAACAUGUUCACACACUUCCUCUCCAGCUUCAUUGCCGGAGGCUGUGCAACGUUCCUUUGUCAGCCUCUUGACGUUCUUAAGACUCGACUCAUGAACUCAAAAGGAGAGUAUACUGGGGUACGGCAUUGCUUACAAGAAACUGCCAAGUUGGGUCCCCUGGCAUUUUAUAAGGGCCUUGUUCCAGCAGGGAUCCGCUUGAUUCCUCAUACAGUGCUCACAUUCAUGUUCCUGGAGCAACUGAAAAAGAACUUUGGGAUUCGAAUUGUCUCCUGAUGGGAAAGUGCGACCGGCCAGUGUUGAACCACUCUGCUGUGAACUUCAGAAGAACGGAAAAGCCAUGGUGGCCUGGGCAUGCUGCUUCCUCUUGCUCUACCUCGACCUUACGUCAUGGCGUGAAGCGAGUGUUUGCACAUUUUGAGGGAUAAAUACUGGAACCAGCUAUUUCUGAAAAAUGAAAAUUCAAAGGUAUGCUGUCAGGAAUAUUGGAAUAGCCUGCUAGCAUAAGAUAAGAGAAACAUGUCCUGUAUGAUUUCAGGUAUGUCAUGUGGUUUUAAUUUCAAUUUUUUUAUUUUUUCUAAAUUUUAGUUACAAGCCUCAGUUGAUGACAUUUUCAUGAAAAUAAUAGACUUUCUUGUGACUUAAACUAAUUUCUAAUGCCAUCAUCUAGAUUUAGACGAAUUCUAUUCAUCCAUUUUUGUGGCGCAGGUGAUGAAAAGCAUGCUGAUAAUAGACUGCUGUUGUAAUAGUUUAUGCCAGGAAAACAAAUGAGUGCCAAAUUAGGUCAACACACAGUAUUGCCACAUAAAUAGCAUAUGUAUUGUUAACAAAUACAACUGAAGUUAAUACGUGUAGUCAGAUAUGUGAUUGUAUGUUAUUCAUUCCCAGCCGUACUGACCAAAUAUCCUUUAUUUUACAUGAGCCUAUUGUUUGGUAUUGUACUUGAUUUAGAACUGGAAGUCAAGUAUUAGUCUAUCCAGCUUUGUGGCUUUAUUCCAUCAAUCUGUUAAUAAUUCACUAACAUCACAUGGUAUUAUAGUAAUGGUACAUUUGGUAAACCCCCAAAUCCCCCAUUUGACUUUUAAAUAGAAAAAUAAAAGAACCCUUUAAUGCAAAUGUUGGAUAGCAGUGGUGCUGAAUGCCUGUCAAUUUAAUGACUUGGGAUCCGAUCAUUUUUGAGAGCUGAACUUUAUUGAAAUGCGGACUAGACAUUACCUAAAUUGUUCGACCCUUGAACUUUUUGGGAAAUGUAAGUGUUGCUGGUUAAAAGAGAACAAUAGUUUUAUAUGUGAUAAAUUGUCGUGAAAAUGUGCCCGUUUGUCCGCCUAGAUGAGAAUCCUUGUCAUGUUGCCUUACUUUGUAUGUCCGCCAGGGGACAGUAUGACAUUGUGCGAUUAGCGUCACACCCAUCAUCAGCCUUGCGCCUUCAUCCCAGGGUAUUUUUUUAUUUAAAAGCCACCAGAUUGACUUGUGCUGCAUGUCCUGGAUAAUGUGACCUAAAGAUCAGCCUUUCUAACCCAACUGUAUGAACACACAACUGUUGCCUUCUGUGUUGUUUAUGCAUUUUUAUUGCAAAUAAGUGAUCAACUUUUUAAUUAAAACACUAAUGAAAAGUGA